AUGUGCCAAGCCAACGAUCUUGCUCAACGAAGACACAGAGCGGCCUAUGUGGCACCUUCUGCUGAUCUCUACCCCGAUACUGCCAGUGCAGGUGCCGCGGAUGAUGAUGUCACAACGGCCUCUUUGAUUCCACUUUUGGUCGAAGUUCCUUCCCAUUCAAAUUAUGAUAGACCCGUGUCACCACCAUCGUCAAUUGAUUGGUUGGAUUUGGAGGGUGCAUUGGAAGCUGACAAGAAGAGUCGGAAUAUUAAUCUUUGGAGGGUCAAAGUUAUGGACAUUGUCAAAGCUUGCAAACGCUGGUUCAUGGAUAUUGUUGCCGUGGUGUACAUGUGCUUCCUCGGCUGUUUUGUCUACGAUGUUGAAGUACGUGUGGUCAAAUCAAAUCGACGGCGGAUGCGGGAGCGACGUGUCAUUGUACGCAAUGAGGGUGCUCGGCGGCGGAACAGACCGGUUCGGACUACCAGUUUGUUGCUCAGAGAGGAUGAUGAGCGGACGCAGCCAUAUGGGUUUGUAUGA
Messenger RNA from Cylindrotheca closterium, 516 nucleotides. NCBI's taxonomy places the organism in Eukaryota, Bacillariophyta, Bacillariophyceae, Bacillariales, Bacillariaceae. The record is from the annotation of a GenBank genome assembly.